UUAACACAAAAAAAAAAGACACCAAGCCGAGAGAAAAUAUGGCAGCCUCCUCGUUGCCUGACAAAACAUUCUGGUAUAUUAUCCCAGUGUUGUUUUCACAUUGUUUCAUGGCUAUGGCUGUGACCAACUUGAGCACAGACGAAUCUGCUCUUCUUGCUUUAAAAGCUCAUAUAACAGACGACCCUCAUAAUCUCUUGACACACAAUUGGUCCAGCACUACCUCUGUCUGCAACUGGAUUGGCAUCUCAUGUGGCUCUCGCCAUAGAAGAGUGAUAGCUUUGAAUCUUACAAACAUGGGUCUUCGAGGCAGCAUUCCACCGCAGCUUGGAAACCUCUCCUUCUUGGGCUACCUUAUCGCAAGUGGCAACGAUUUUCAAGGUCGUCUGCCAGGAGAGCUAUCCCAGUUGCGGCGAUUGAAAUUUAUCAAUUUCAAAGAAAAUAACUUGGGAGGAAAUCUUCCAUCUUGGUUCGCAAACUUAACUUCACUUGUAUCCUUGAGUCUCACUAAUAACAGUUUCGUUGGAACCAUCCCAGAAGAAAUUGGUAAUCUUGCCAACCUUAGGAUACUCGACUUGCAGCAGAACCAGCUUUCAGGGGCAAUACCUAAGAGCAUCUUCAACAUGUCUUCAUUAGAAAAUCUUGCUUUGACAUUUAAUCACCUCUCUGGUAGUCUGCCUCUACCAAAUGAUAUUGACUUGUGCCAUGGACUUCCAAAACUGGAAGGGCUUUACCUGUCUUCUAAUCAGUUGAUUGGCCAAAUUCCAUCGAUGACGGAGUGCAACAGCCUUGAUCAAGUCUUAUCCUUGUCUGUCAAUCGUUUCACAGGUAGCAUCCCAACAGGCACUGGAAAUUUAACCAGCCUGAGUCAACUAUGGCUUGGUUCAAAUUUCCUAACAGGUUCAAUGCCACAUGAGUUGAGCCAACUAAGAAAUCUGGAGGUUUUGAGCACGCCAAAGAACAGUUUGAGCGGCUUCAUCCCUCCUGCAAUUUUCAAUCUCUCGAAGCUGAAAGUCCUUGAGGUUUCCAAUAAUCAACUUUCUGGCAACCUCCCAUCAAGCAUAUUGCUUCCAAAUAUUGAGUAUUUCAUUGUAGCGGUUAACAACUUCACAGGCAGAAUCCCCAGCUCUAUCUCCAAUUCUUCUCAACUCAUCGUACUAUAUACCUAUAAUAAUUCAUUCUCUGGUCUUAUUCCCAAUCUUGGUUCUCUAAGAAUGCUACAGAGGCUUGACAUUACGUUCAACAAUUUAACUGCUGAUUUGGGCUUUUUCCCUUCCUUAACAAGCUGCACAUAUUUGGAUACCUUAUCACUUUCCUUCAAUCCCUUGAACGUUGUCCUUCCUGUUUCUAUUGGGAAUAUGUCUGCUCUCCAAUAUUUUAUUGCAGGAGAAUGCAAUAUCAAGGGUAGCAUUCCGGUUCAAAUUGGUAACUUGAGCACAAUUGUGCAAGUGGAACUUUCUUCAAAUAAAUUGACUGGAUCCAUACCGUCAGUUUCCAGAAGAUUGAAGCAGCUCCAGGGUUUGUCUCUCUCUGGAAACCAGUUACAAGGAGCCAUCCCCAGUGAUAUCUGUGGCUUGGAAAGUUUGGACUACUUGUUCUUAAAUAGCAACAGACUUUCUGGACAGAUACCCACAUGCUUGUCAAAUUUAACUUCUAUGAGAAAACUUUACUUACAAAACAACAACCUAGGUUCGGCCAUACCAUUGUCUUUCUGGAGUCUUACAUUUCUGUUGGAAGUAAGAUUGCAUUCAAAUUCUUUAAAUGGUUCUCUACCACUAGACAUUGGAAAUUUGAAGGUCCUGGUAUACAUGGAUUUAUCAAGAAAUCAACUGACAGGUGCUGUUCCGAGUGGAAUUGGAGGUCUCAAAGAUUUACAGUAUCUUUCCUUAGCGGAAAAUAGUUUUCAAGGUUCCAUUCCAGAGUCAAUUGGCGGCUUGGUAAGCUUGACAUCGUUGAAUCUAUCGGCAAACAAUCUCUCCGGAGUGAUUCCCAAGUCCUUGGAGGCACUUUCAAACCUCAAAUCCUUCAAUGUGUCUUCAAAUAGGUUGCAUGGAGAAAUCCCACGUGGAGGACCCUUUGUAAACUUCUCUGCCCAAUCAUUUAUGUUCAAUGAUGCAUUGUGUGGUUUGACAAGAUUCCAAGUCCCGCCAUGUGAAUCUAUUGCCCAUCGAAAAUCAAAGGCAGGUAAUGUCCGCUUACUGAAAUAUAUAUUACCAGCGGUUGCAUUUGUUAUUCUGGUAAUUGGAUUCACUAUCAUAUUCAUCAAACACCGAAAGAAGAGGAACUCGAAACCAGAGAACCAAGAAUCAGGAGAUAUGUUACCUAUGGCAACAUGGAGGAGAAUUUCCUUUCUGGAACUUCAACAAGCAACAGAUGGAUUUAGUGAUUACAACUUGCUUGGCACAGGGAGUUUCGGCUCUGUAUUUAGAGGUACCCUGUCAGAUGGGACAAAUAUUGCUGCUAAGGUUUUCAAUUUGCAAGUGGAAGGAGUAUUAAAGAGUUUUGAUUCUGAAUGUGAAGUUAUGAGCAAAAUUCGCCAUCGAAAUCUCGUAAAAAUCAUAACCAGUUGCUGCAGCAUUGAUUUUAAAGCCUUGAUACUAGAGUUCAUGCCCAACGGGAGCCUUGACAAGUGGUUAUAUUCUCACAACUAUUUCUUGGAUCUCCUGCAGAGGUUAAACAUCAUGAUUGAUAUUGCAUCAGCCCUUGAAUAUCUCCAUUCUUGUUCAUCACCGAUAAUCCACUGUGAUUUAAAGCCCAGUAACGUUCUGCUAGAUGGAGAUAUGGUGGCCCAUGUGGGUGACUUUGGCAUUGCCAAACUCUUGAGUGGAGGAGAUAGCAUUUGCAUGACCCAAACAUUGACACUAGCCACGAUUGGGUACAUGGCACCAGAAUAUGGACAGGCCGGAAUAGUUUCAACAAAAGGCGAUGUUUACAGCUUUGGCAUUCUAAUGAUGGAAACCUUUACAAGGAAAAGGCCUACUGAUGAAAUGUUUUCGGAAGAGAUGAACAUUACACAGUGGGUUAAACGUUCAAUGCCUGAUGCAAUAAUUGAAGUUGUGGAUUCAAAUUUGUUAAGGGUUGGGGACGAAGAAAUAAAUACUAUAAUAUCGAUAUUGCAAUUGGCAUUGCAUUGUUCCGGGGAUUUACCAGAAGAAAGGCUGAAAAUGAAAGAUGUGCUUUCCUCUCUUGAAAAGAUCAGAACACACUUUUUGAAGGAGUUCCAUACUGUGGGGAAUAGAAAUUAGGAAUGCUAGAAGAACUCUAGUGGGACAAAUAGCAAAUAAAAUAAUGCUUCUCAUAAAAAAUAAAAUUACAGUUUCCCCAUUUUAAGAAAUAAGAAUGAAUGAAUCUCGAGAAA
This is a messenger RNA of Manihot esculenta (cassava), 3355 nucleotides long. RefSeq names its product probable LRR receptor-like serine/threonine-protein kinase At3g47570. Lineage: Eukaryota; Viridiplantae; Streptophyta; Magnoliopsida; Malpighiales; Euphorbiaceae. The transcript has 3 exons. Gene Ontology annotation, molecular function: ATP binding; protein binding; protein kinase activity. Gene Ontology annotation, biological process: protein phosphorylation. Gene Ontology annotation, cellular component: plasma membrane. Bases 39 to 3242 code for a protein of 1067 amino acids. The record is from RefSeq and is a predicted model, not a curated record.